Brassica rapa (field mustard) is the source of this 9025-nucleotide messenger RNA. Its product is annotated as probable N-acetyltransferase HLS1. The record is from RefSeq and is a predicted model, not a curated record. Gene Ontology annotation, molecular function: acyltransferase activity, transferring groups other than amino-acyl groups. NCBI's taxonomy places the organism in Eukaryota, Viridiplantae, Streptophyta, Magnoliopsida, Brassicales, Brassicaceae.
AUUACGCAUAAUUCAUAAAUAAAUAAAUAAAUAAAAAAAGUUAAGUAAUUUAAAAAUAAUGAAAAUAAGAAUUUUGACUAAUCCAGUAUGCUUUUAUUUAUAAUGGAUAGUUUUGAUAAUUAUAAUGAUUUAUUGAUGAUUGCGCUUACAAAAAUAAUUAGUUUCUUACGUACUGGGUGGUUCAUUAGGUUAAUGUGGUAAAUGUUUUUGUUAAAAUAUAAAUAUAGUUAUUGAACUUCUCGAGAACUUUGUUUUUUCUGAAAAAGGGCUUUCAAUUGUCUCGAGAACUUUGUUGUUCAUAAGGUAGUUGCUACUUUAAGGGCAAACUUAUAAGAAAAAUUGUACAAGAUUGACGGUGCUACCGUGCUAGCCUAGGAUCAAGAUUUUUAACGUUAAUUAAGGUUUAAUCAAGAUUUUCCGUAUAUCUCUCCAACUGUUUAACCAAAUUUUGAGCUAACAUGGUUACGGCAUGUGUAAUAGAAAGAGCACAAACAUCACCACGAGAGAAUCGGUUACGUUUGUCGUCUGCUCAUUCUCACAUGCAUGCGCGAAUGUGUAUGGACGAUGAAAUUUAUCACGAAAAUGAAAAAGAUGAUAGAAUGGGCUUUGAUUUGACAAGACGAACCAGACACACAAAGAUGAGGAUGAAAUUGAUAUAUACAGUUUUUAUCGCCGGUACUCAGUAGUCAGUACACAUCGCUCCAUGACUCUCUUUUAUCAUCCGUAUCCAAAGACAAGUCGAAAAUAUUUAUUUACAUUGCAAAUAUUUUGGCAUCUAUACGAGUGUACGACUGCCAGUGCAAAAUUUAUUCUGAUAAAUAUUAGAUAAUUGAUAUAUAAUCUUUACUACUAUUACAUACAUUUACCUUUGACAAAUAAUUAUUCGAUAAUUAAUAAAUUAUAAUUAUCGAAAAGGUAAAAAGUAGAUAAAUCGAACGGCUUAAAGCAGAAUUUGUUUCGUCUAUGAAGUAGUAUGUUCUCUGAAUUGCUGCAAUACACGUCAACUGCAUUAAUGUCUAAUAGUAUCUCACGAUAACAGUUGCUUCAUAUGGAUCCAACUAAUUAACUAGUAUUUGUACGAUACAUAUAGUUUUAAGAUUAAAUAUAUAGAUGAUUACCUUGUUCAGCUAUUGAGGGGUUUUAGUUUUGGGUUCUAAAAACAACCUUAUUUUUUGGUAUCUCAAAGCACGUAUCUCAACAAUCCUUUCAUUGGAGAUAUUAUUUUAGUAUAAUUUGUUUAUAUAAUUAAAUUUUAAAACUUUCAUGAAAAUGAAAUCAAUGUAGGUGGGCAAUAAGUAGAUACGUGGUAUUAAAAAGUUCUAAUAGGUUUUUCGUAAGUUUCCAUUUGAAAACCCCAUCUCACCUUCUCUACUAUUUUUUUUUGUAUUUAUUUUAAUAGUGAAAUGUUCACAUACUCUCUUAUUGGAGUUGCUUUAAUAGUCUCCGAAAAUUCGAAUUCUGAAUUUAUAAUGGUUGUUUAUCCUAUUAUAUGAGUGUACAAAAUAUAGUGCUAAGAUCAACUAUUUGCAGUACAAUAAUAGGAUUCUGGAAUAAUAGAAAGAGGGAAGCUCCGAGUUACAGCCAAGAGGCACCUAAACAAGAAACCUGCAACUGCUAGCAGAAGUCCCAUCUUGUUCCUUUGACUAUUUUUGCUUCACCCAAAUAAGAAAUAAACCUUAACAGAGUAUUUCGACCCAAAAAAAAUCCUUAACAGAGUCCAAUUAUUCACACUUUAAUUAUGCAUUUUCUAAUGCCAGAGUUCUUUACUGUUUCAAAUUCAAGGAACAAAUACAUGAUUGUUUAUUUGAAUUUUACUAUUUUAGAUAAGCCUUUUUGCCAACGCCUAUGAUUAUAGUUUUAUCACUGUUUUAUUCUUUAUAUUGUUAUAUAUAAUAUCCAUCCGGAAAAAAAAAUAUAAACAUAAAAAAAAUUAGAAUCGGUUCGUUUGAGCCAUAUAUAUAAUAUAUAGUUCUACUAUACAUAACCAGUAUAUUCAAAUAUACUGGCGCCGUAAUGAUAAUAGUUUUGUGGUUUCGUGAUAAAACAUAUAUUUUGCUUAGCUAAGAACUUACAGAUAACAAAUCUUCUUGUGAACCAGAUUUCUGGAUAAAGGAGACUAGGCUAAUUUGAUAGAUAAACUUUGUUUUUUCCAAAUAAAAGAAAAUGAAUGGAUAAUCACUAGUAGAUAUUUUAGUGUAUAUUGGAAAAGGUUAUACAAAUCUCAGAUUUUCUUAUAGAGUAGAUCUCUGAUUGUUCCUGCCACAAACAUCGUGAUUCUGUAUGAAACGUCAUUUCAAGCACUCUUAAUUAUCGCCCACUAUUCUCCCUACUAUAAUGCACUCUUUCACACACUCCUACAUUUACACUUAUAAUCGCAAACUAAAAAUUAAUGUCUUUGACGAUAGCUGGUAGUAAUUCUUGGAACAUCCGGUCUUAAUCUGAUAUAAGUUAAUGACCAAAUAGCUCCAACUAACACUAACAUAGUAUUAUAGACUUAGUUUGAAUUGUUAGCACAUGUACCGAACAUCAAGAUAUAUAUAUAUAUUUAAUAUUUUACACAUCAAGAUAUCUUAGUUUCUAUGUGAAUUUUUAUGUUCGUGUGUUUAAGUUUGCUUGCAAUAAUAGUUGCUAAAAGCCUUGAUAAAUAUAUACAACCAAUAUGUAUCUGUAUCCGUUACCUUAACAGAGAUAAAAUUUGAUUUUAACUCGUAGAAGUAUGUAUCUAUCGUAUGGUAUUACAUCACCGCAUAUUGACAUAUUCGAAUAUAAGUGCGUAAACCUAGACGUUAUGCGUAUAGAGAUAAUUCGUAAGUUUGUUUCAGGAUCUGGAUCAGCCAACACCAACAUAAUCUUAUCUUGGUGGUCUUCCAAAGCAUAAGGCACGUACCUAAUAAAAAUAGUUUACUACUAUAAAAGUUAGGAAUUAAAUGUUUGAAUUGACACUUCCUCUGCCCGGCCGCUUUGUGCUUUCGCCAUUCGCAGCUGGGAUUUACAUUUUUUCAACAAAUAAAUAUACACAAAAGGACGUUAUUGUCAUUUUACACUAUCCGACACAAGUCGGUAAAACAAAAAUUAUUGUCUGACUUCUGCAUGGUUUGACUAGUCUUAAGAUUCAAGUCUCAAUAUAUCGUUUACCAACUUCCUUGAGUUAAGUUUGAUGUAUUGGUUUUUUCAUGUUAGAUAAUUAUGUAACAGUUAGAUUGCUAAGUCAUUAGCCCGUGUAACCAUCACAUGGUUAUUGGAUCAGAUCCCGAUGCGCUCUACGUACGUGGCUUUAUUGUCGAGGUUUGAAAUAGUACAAUGUAUUACAAAUGCAUAAUUCGCGGCAGAGCAGACAGAACACAAAAGUUACACAAUAAACGUUGAAUGAUAGUUUUCAAGAACAUAGUUACUACAAAUUCAUUACCACUGUAGUGAUCGAAAUGAUAUUUCAGUUUUUACUUAGUUUGUAAAGAACAGUUAGUAUUGGAGCUAAACGAAAAUGUUAGCACAUUGCAAAAUUUCUUCGUUAUCUAUAUUGGGAAUCAAAGUAAACACAUUAUGUACCCAUUGGUUAUCGUUAGAUCACUCAACAAACAUACCAUCAUGCAUACAUGUGAAUAAUCAGAUAAUUAUAACCAAAUAGUUGCUUACGAACGUUCAGUAAUAUCACUUCCGAUUAUGAAGCUUGGUGCUGUCGAAGUUGGACCUUCUCAGCAUAUAUUUACAAAAUAGUCUGAACUUUUUUCCUGGACCAGAUUGCAAUCUAAAGUGGUUCCCUCCACACUCUUAGAAAGAUGGCAUGAGUGCAUGUUACGAUAUAAUAUAUUUGGAGACAGCGGAACUACGUUUUGUACAAUCAACAAACAAAUUAUUCAUGGAUUCACAGUCUUUAAGUGUAUUGGUAGUGAGAUACCGAACAUCAUCUCCGAAAGUUGAUGGAGAUGACGACAUGAUGUUUUGGAAACUGUAUGUUGCUUUGGAUCAGGUGAAAUCUUGUGAAACAUCUUCGUGUAUUUCCUUAUUUUUACCUCUAAAAUAUAAUAAUUUUAAAAUAGAGAUGUAUUUUUUAAUAUAUUUUUCUAUUUUAAAGAAAAAUAUUUCAAAAGAUAUUAUUUUAUUUUACAGCAAAUACAUUUUGUUCAUGAAAGUUGAUAAUUAAUCCUAUUUACUUUAAAUUUUUACAAGAUUUUUAUAAAAUUAUGACCUUAUUUAAACUAUUUUUUAAAAGACUAUUAUGUGAAUAAAAAGUGUAAUUUUAUUUUUAUAAAAACUGUAUUUUCUAAAAACGCAACUUGAUGAUUAUAGAUAUAAAGAUUUUAAAGUUAAAAGAUUAUUUUGAAAAAUAUAUACAUGAAUAUAAUACGAAAAUGCUAUCUUGACUCUAUAUUUAGAGGAGAGAAAUAUCAAUCUUUAUUUAAAAGAAAAAAAAUAGAAAUGGGUUGAACAACUUUUUUCCUGUUAUAGAAUUUAGAAAUGAAAAUAACAAUGAGUUAAAGAUUCUUUUACUCCACCGAUACAUUGCUCUAGGUUUACAUUGUAGUGAUAUUAAAGUUUAUAACAACAGAAAAUCAAUUAUAUAUAUAUAUAUAUGUGUAUCUUUUGGGCUAUUGCUUCCGGAGAUAUUACCAUUUUCUGCCGGUUUUUGUAAUCCACGAUGUGUUCCGUUAUGAAAGAUUAUAAAAUUUUGAGUUAAAAAAAAUAUAUGUGUAUCUUUUUCAAAGUUGGCAUAGGUAACUUAGUAUUAAUUCUAUAGUCAGAUAUCGAAAGUCUCUGUGUUGUCAUCAUAGUAACAUCGAAAACAAAUGCCACACAUGCUACUAUUACAAAUCAGACGAAAAUUGUUUUCUGUGAUUUAGGCAUAUAUAUAUGUAAAAUUAUUGUGGUGGAAAAUUUAAAAUAAAAUUAUCAUAUUUUUUUGUUAUUGAUGUAAAAAAUAGUUGCAUAAUCCAGAUAUGAUACAAUAUACAACAACUCACGUAAAAAAACACAUAAAAGUGAACGAUAAUAGAUGAUCCAAAAUAAAACAACUACUAUAAAACAACAUUGUCCCAUUCAAACAAUGUCAACUAUCGUAAGCAAUGUAGGGUGCAAUUUGAUUACAAGAUUUUGAAAUGAAAUUGUUUAGAAUGGCUUAUUCUUACCAUUUGAAUGGAACAAAAAAACAAAUCUCAUUUCAAUAAUUUCUUUUGGAAUGUCUAGAAAAAAUGGAAUGUAGUUAUAAAAUAUUCAUGAUUAAAAAAGUUCAUGAAUAAAUGAAAUGAGUGGAAUGAAAUUCAAUUUUUUUUAUUUUACAAAUUUAUUUAUUUUAUUCAUCUACGUUCUAUUUUUCAAAAUUAUAUUUAUUCAUAAUAUUCUUUAAAUUGGUAAUAUUUAAAUUAAAAAAACAAAUGUUAACGUAAAUGAUUACUCUGGAGAUGGUGCAAUGCAUUCAGAGCGAUGAUGUGAAAGGUGAUAUGUGUGAAUUUAUGGGCAAAGGAAAACGAAAAUUAGAGAGAGAAACCAUAAUGAGUUAACGGAGACAUAGCCGCCAUUUCCACUUCUCACUCCCACUUACAACACUUCCGUUUGGGCAAGUUUUCAAAAAAAAAAGUAUUCGACAUCAAUGCUCGUCUUAAUCACCAUUAACCUGCUCAUCAUUAAUAUAUUAAUGCCCACUAUUUUCCAAAAUACUGAUUUUACUUCGCGAGGAAAACUACAUUUCGUGUUUCUAAUAAUUAGAGAUUUAAUGCCCAUUAAAGACGUUUACUGUAUUUCACAACGCACCUCUACAUAUUCAUUCCAGUAACCUAUUGUAGUAAAAUGAGUACUAAAUAAUUUUUGGAAAAUAGUAAAAGGAAUAUAUUCGGUCAUGGUGUUUUUUCUUAUUUGAAUAUAGUAAAAUAGUAAAAGGAAUUAUAUAUACAAAAACAAGCCAAUCAUCCAUGCAUGGCUAUACGAUUUGUAUAAUAUUGAAAACUCGAUCAAAACAUGUGCCCCAUCCAACAUAAAAAAUUUGAUCGUUUUUGUUUUGUUGAUGAUGACAUUACGGCGAUAUUAACUCAGAAUUUGUAAUUAUAGAUUACAUGUUUUGGUGAUGAUGACAUUUUUUUGUUCGGCGAGCUAGUGUUUUAGAUAAAAUUUGGUGGAUAUAUUUUAAAAUAAUUCCUAAUCCGCUAAAUAAACAAAAGGAAGACCCCUUCAGUUACCGGUUAGAAGCAUUAAUUAUGAAAAAGGAGUAAAACAAAAUGGGUACUGUAGAAGCUAUACAUAACUCUACUCGCCUUCUCCAACUUUUAAACCUCAUCAUAAGUAAAAAAGUAGCCGAUUUAUUUUUGUAAGUCUUUUUCGAUUUCCUUUUAAAUCCAAAUCCUAUAUACUCUUGUUGCUUCUCUGUUCAUUACUUAUACCUCACGUUAUAUAUCUAGCUUUCUAUAAAUGCUUCUCUUUCCCUCACUUCUCUCAGUUACACACUCACCUCCCUAUCUAAUAUAAAACCCUAUCUACUCCACUCUUCCUCUUAACUUAUUCUCUCUUUCUCUUUGCUCUGUUUUUCUCUCUCUCUCUCUAAACAAAGCAAGAUAUGACGGUGGUUAGAGAAUACGACCCGAGCAGAGACUUAGCCGGUGUGGAGGAUGUGGAGCGACGGUGCGAGGUCGGUCCAAGCGGCAAGCUUUCUCUCUUCACCGACCUUUUGGGUGACCCGAUUAGUAGGAUCCGACAUUCACCUUCUUUUCUUAUGUUGGUGGCUGAGACUGGUACGGAGGAGAAGGAGAUAGUGGGCAUGAUUAGAGGUUGUAUCAAAACCGUUACAUGUGGCAAAAAACUCGAUUUAAAUCAUAAGUCCCAAAACGACACCGUUAAGCCUCUUUACACUAAACUCGCCUACGUUUUGGGGCUCCGCGUCUCUCCUUCUCAUAGGCGGCAAGGGAUAGGGUUCAAGCUCGUGAAGAUGAUGGAAGCAUGGUUCAUGCAGAACGGUGCAGAGUAUUCGUAUAUAGCGACUGAAAACGAGAACCAAGCUUCGGUUAACCUCUUCACCGGAAAAUGCGGUUACUCCGAGUUUCGUAAACCGUCGAUUUUGGUCAAUCCGGUUUACGCUCACAAAGUAAACGUCUCGCGUCGUGUCACAGUCAUUAAAUUGGACCCGGUCGAUGCAGAGUCGUUGUACCGACUCCGGUUCAGCACAACAGAGUUUUUCCCGCGUGAUAUUGAUUCGGUGCUGAAUAACAAACUCUCUCUGGGGACUUUCGUCGCGGUGCCACGUGGCAGCUGUUACGGAUCCGGGUCUGGAUCAUGGCCCGGUUCGGCUAAGUUCCUCGAGUACCCGCCCGAGUCAUGGGCUGUUUUAAGCGUUUGGAACUGCAAAGACUCGUUCCGGUUAGAGGUUCGUGGUGCGUCGCUGUGGAGGCGUGUGGUGGCUAAAACGACUCGCGUGGUUGAUAAAACGCUGCCGUUUUUGAAACUCCCUUCGAUACCUCCGGUUUUUAAACCGUUUGGGCUUCAUUUCAUGUACGGGAUUGGAGGGGAAGGUCCACGUGCGGCAAAGAUGGUGAAGUCUCUGUGCGGACACGCGCACAAUCUGGCCAAGAGAGGAGGUUGCGGCGUUUUGGCGACGGAAGUCGCCGGAGAAGAGCCGCUGCAGCGAGGGAUACCACACUGGAAAGUGUUAUCGUGCCAAGAGGAUCUUUGGUGCAUUAAACGACUUGGAGAUGACUACAUUGACGGCGCUCUUGGUGAUUGGACCAAAUCGCCACCCGGCGCUUCUAUUUUUGUGGACCCUAGGGAAUUUUAAAGUCUUUUUAAACUUUUGAUAAUAGUUUUUAUUAACCUUGAUGUCAUAUUAGGAGUUGAUCUCUUAAAACUCUUUUAAGAUCUCUUGUAAGGUCUUUUUAGUUUUGUUUUCGUUAGUGUUGGUGUUAAAGUAGUGGGAAGAGGCAAUAUCUCCUACUUUUGGGUUUGUGUCUUCUUGUCUUGUAAAUGGAUCUACCUUUUUAAGAUACUUUUUCUCUGGCUAUGUUAAAAUACCGAUCUACUUGUAUUUUAAUUAUAUAGAGUACUAUCAUGAGCGCUUUAAUAUGUCGAAUGAAGUAGUUACGUUCUGUACGAAUCUUAUCAUAUUGCAGACAAAAUAACAAUUAUGAUAGUAGGAGAAUAUGAAUCUACAGAAUGUUUUACCAAUAAUGAUAACGUUCACUAUUGUGUCAUAACCUGUAAAAGUACGUUUUAAAAUCCACGUUUUAAAGAUAAUCUUACCAAUACCAAACCAUUAUUUAUAUACACUUUUUGAACACCCACUAGAAAAUCCCAUUCAAACUAGAUAGAGAAAAGACACAUUGUUAAGAGUAAAUAAAGUAUAAUAUGAUGUAUAUUAGUUUAGUUGUUCUUUUUAGGUGGGAUUUAGUUCUUAGUACUUUGCUAAUUCGAGAUUGAUCCUUGAUGGAUACUGGAGGAUGAAACACAUUUUGAUAUCGCAAGUCUUACGUGUAAAUGAUAUGAAUAUCAAUGUCAUGGACCACGCUUUUUCUCCAUCUAAUGGUCCCAAUGAUGUUAAACUGAUAGAUUUAUAUGUUUCUUUUGGUUGUUUGCAGUAGCAUGAUUGAAACCUUUGAAUCGGGUUUUUAGAACGUGUCUUUGUCCAAAAGAGGUAUUGUCGAGUCGUGAGCACUGAACGAGUCAGGGAUAGUUUAUACCUUUAAGGUCUUGUUCAUCGCAUCACAAGACAUGUGGAGAUAACUUACUACUUUGUGUUUGAAUAUUAUAUUUUAGUUAUAAAGAUUGAACAAAAUAAAAGUUAUAAAGAUUGUCACAUACGUGCGUAUGUUGACCGGAGGUUUGGUUUUUAGCUGUUGUGAGUUUAUUUCAUUUAUCAUUUCUUAGCAAUUUAUGUAAGGAUGUCCGACGUUUAUCACUUUAGCAGCAGAAUGAAGACUUGCUCGUUUUUACACAUUUCUCGUUUAUGUAAUGUUGAGGCUGAUUUAGCGGCAAAAUCAGCUCUCGUAUCUGUAAACUCUUCCCCCUCGAAUGGAGGCUGAACUCUUUUAUUGCAAUGCAAUUGUAGUUUAAU